AUGAACAUGCGCACGCUCGUGUAUCCCCGCGAGGAGAUGCGCAGGAAGGAUGGCAAGAAGGCGAAGCGCGACGACUCGGACGCAUCAUCAGCUACCGAAGCAUCAUCGCCCGAGUCAGCAGCACCACCUCCCCCCAGCGACCAGCCGUCAUCAUCCAGCGAGCCUGCUGCUGUUGCUGCUGCUGAAGAAGAAGGCGAAACGCUCGAAUCAAUCCAGCAAAAAGACGCCUACGCCGACCGCGAAGUCGCCAUCCCCGUCGAGAGCCGCGACGGCGAGAAGUGGUCCAACGCAUGGAACCGCUUCCAGAAGAGACUCAAGAAGUCGCACCGCUACACCGUCAUCUACGGCCACGAUUCCAAGCGCGGCCUCCGCGAGGACCGGUACACCUACGGGCUCGACUCCGGCUGCGUCAAGGGCGGUGCGUUGACGGCCAUGGUGGUGCAGGCGAAGGAGGAGGAGGGCGGCAACAACAAGGGGGAGUGGACGCACACCCUGGUGCAGGUGCAGUGCGAGAAGGCUGCUUGA
Molecule: messenger RNA, 525 nt
Organism: Trichoderma citrinoviride
Lineage: Eukaryota; Fungi; Ascomycota; Sordariomycetes; Hypocreales; Hypocreaceae
Exons: 1
Coding region: 1-525 (174 amino acids)
Biological process (GO): polyphosphate catabolic process
Cellular component (GO): cytoplasm
Molecular function (GO): endopolyphosphatase activity; phosphatase activity
Source: RefSeq, a predicted model, not a curated record